Scylla paramamosain (green mud crab) is the source of this 522-nucleotide messenger RNA. RefSeq lists its product as uncharacterized. Bases 1 to 522 code for a protein of 173 amino acids. The record is from RefSeq and is a predicted model, not a curated record. Lineage: Eukaryota; Metazoa; Arthropoda; Malacostraca; Decapoda; Portunidae. The transcript has 3 exons.
AUGACGGCAGAGCAGGUUGAGCGGCUACUCGGUGCAGUUGAUGUGAGUAAAGCCACAGGCCCGGAUGACGUCAGCCCACGGCUCCUCAAGCACUGCGCUAGAGAGCUGUCAGCUCCUCUCACCACCGUCUUCGCAUCUUGCCUGAGGGAAGUGCGUGUGGUCCACAAGAAAACUCAAGUGGUUGGCAAGUUGCUGGAGCAAAUAGUGUCUGCUGUCAUUUGCCAACACAUGAGCGAGAACCACCUCCUCUCAGACAGGCAAUUUGGCUUCGGGCCUGGCCGAUCCACCGCAGACCUCCUCCUCAUCCUCUCCAAGGACUGGCAAAACAUCCUGGAAGAAGGCCUGGACACCCUUGUGGUGGCCCUGGACAUUGCUGGGGCUUUCGACAGGGUCUGGCACGCGGGGCUCGUUGAAAAGCUUCGCGCCAAGAGUGUUCAAGCUGUCAUCUGUGGCAGCAUAAGCCAGCGACUGCACACUCUCCCGCUCCUACUGCUGCCUCGACAGUCAACGUGCCGUCACUGA